Molecule: messenger RNA, 1808 nt
Organism: Ficedula albicollis (Collared flycatcher)
Lineage: Eukaryota; Metazoa; Chordata; Aves; Passeriformes; Muscicapidae
Product: olfactory receptor 4Q2-like
Exons: 1
Coding region: 700-1632 (310 amino acids)
Biological process (GO): G protein-coupled receptor signaling pathway
Cellular component (GO): membrane
Molecular function (GO): G protein-coupled receptor activity; olfactory receptor activity
Source: RefSeq, a predicted model, not a curated record
UGUUAGAAACCCCAAUUUCUCCAGUGAGGAACCUCCCAGACCUGGUUUCUGUGCAUGUAUUCCCAGUUUCAGAGUGGAUAAGCUAACUGGAGAGCCCUUUCCUCAGUUUAAAGGAGUGUUACUAUGAUCAGAACAUGGAACAGCUCAUGCUUGAUAAUGGCAGCAUUUGCUUCAGUCACAGUACUUCAAAUUUCCAGCAAGUAAAAGGACAGCACAGCAUUUCUCCAGCAUUCAUGGCUCUUGUUAUCUGAGAGCAGGAUGUGCUGGAAUCACCACUCCUGAAGGGAUUUAAAAGCUGUAUGGAUGUAACACUUUGGAACAUGGUUUAGUGGAGGCUUUGGCAGUGCCAGGGGGGAAGAUUGGAAUCAAUGGCUUCACAGGACUUUUCCAACUUUAACAAUUUCAUGAUUCUGUGACUUCUCCCUGACAGAAUGGCAGCACACCAACUACAAUGCAGAAAAUCAGUGGUCAGAGUGAGUUCAGGGGAGAAGGUCAGUGUGGAGGGGCUAGAGACCUGAAUAGGGACAGAAGAGGGGGUGAGUGCAAACUCUGCUUUCUGUCAUUUAUAACAUGACACUGUGCUUUGUGCAGCAGCAAAUGCAUCCUGCUCACACCAUCCAUGAGCCUUGGAGCUGCAGCACAUUCCCUUCCCUUCCUGGCCGCUCCCCAACCUGUGCCAUGGGAGCCUGAGCCGCAGGGAUGGCACAGGACAACUUCUCCCGGGUGACUGAAUUCAUCCUCCUGGGGCUCUCCGACACCCGGGAGCUGCAACUCCUCUUCUUCACCCUCUUCCUCCUGGCCUACACCAUGGUUCUGCUGGGCAACCUCCUCAUCAUCGUGACAGUCAGGACUGACCCCAAGCUCUCCUCGCCCAUGUACUUCCUCCUCUGCAAUCUGUCCUUCAUCGACAUCUGUUACACCUCUGUCACCAUCCCCAGGGUGCUGGUGGCCCUGCUCUCAGGGCACAAGGCCAUUGCCUUUGAGGCCUGCAUGGCCCAGCUGUUUUUCCUGCAUUUUGUGGGUUCCUCGGAGAUGUUCCUCCUGACGGUGAUGGCGUUCGACCGCUACACAGCCAUCUGCAGGCCCCUGCACUACACGGCCAUCAUGGCUCGCGGGGCCUGCUGGGCCCUGGUCGCUGCCUGCUGGGUCGGGGGCUUUAUCCACUCCAUUGUCCAGACUGUGCUCAUGCUCCAGCUGCCCUUCUGCGGCCCCAACGUGAUCCACAGCUACUUCUGUGACGUGCCGCCCGUCAUCCCCCUGGCCUGUGCCGACACCGCCCUCACCGAGUGGCUCAUGGCCUCCAACAGUGGCCUCAUAUCCCUGGGCUGCUUCCUGGUGCUGGUGGCCUCCUACGCGCUCAUCCUGGCCAAGGUGCGGGCCCGCCUGUCCCAGGGGCACUGGAAGGCGCUGUCCACCUGCGCCUCACAUGUGAUGGUCGUCACCCUGCUCUUCGUGCCCUGCAUCUUCACCUACCUGCGGCCUGCUGGGGCCUUGCCCACAAGACAAGACAAGUACGUCUGUAUCAUCUACACAAUCUUCUCCCCCAUGAUGAACCCCCUCAUCUACACUCUGAGGAGCAGCGAGGUGAAGGAAUCCAUGUGGAGACUCUGGAAGCGCUGCAGAGCCUUCUGAGACAAGCUGGGUUGGCAGAACCCUGGAGUUACACCCAGAGUUACACGUGGAGUCACGUUCCUACUAUACUCCUACACAAAAAUGACUUAGUGGCUAAAGCCUACAGACUUCAAAUUAUGUACAAAUACAUUUAUAUACACAUAUGACUGUAAAUAUUUAAAAAUCCAUGCUUAAAA